AGUCCUAUUUUCUCAGAUUUUGAUUGUCAUUCGAUAAAAGAUACGAUUGUAAGGAGAAAGAUUGCUAGCUAGCAGAACGCUUCACUUUAAAGAUAGCUGAAAAGCUGUCGGUUUCAAAUGUUAGCUGCUUGACGCAACGUAUUGGUGAACAGGUAAGGUCUUUAGUUAAUGAAGAUUUAGUUAUUGUAGUAAAAUGAGCCCAGCCGAAAAAGGAAUUUGUCGUCGAUUGAAAAGGAAGGUUUAGGAGCAUGGAAAAUAGUAGGGCACAGUUUCCAUUUCCCUACCAGCCCUAUAACAUCCAGGAGGAGUUCAUGCAAGCCCUGUACAGUGCACUUGACAAAGGCAAAGUUGGCAUCUUUGAAAGUCCCACUGGAACGGGCAAGUCACUGAGUCUGAUAUGUGGAGCACUGAGCUGGCUCACAGAUUAUGAGGAGAGAAAGAGGCAGGAGGCAGCUGCUCUGUUGCAGGAAGGAGAAGCAGCUCUUUCCACUAAUGCUGCUCAGUCCUCUGCAGUCAGUUCCUCAGCAGAGCUGGACUGGAUCACUGACUUUGUACAAAAAAAAGCAGAACGUGAUUUAGUGUCAAAGUUGAAGGAGGAAGAAUUGAAGAGGAAGAAGAGAGAAGAACGGUUAGAAAUGAUCCGAAACAAUGUCCAGCUAAAGUAUGCGGUUAAGCGAAAGAGCUAUGAAGAGGAUGAGGCAUUCAAGCUGCUUCAGCUCAGUAAGGAGGAGCAGGUCGAGGCAACAGGAGAUCAAGAAGACGAGGAGCUGAUCAUUGCAGAAUAUGAGAGCGAUGAUGAAUCAAAGAUUAAGAGCAGAUUCUUUGGAGCUGAAAAAGAUGAGGAUGAUGAACUGGUUGAAGAACAUGUUACUAAGAUUUACUACUGCAGCCGCACUCAUUCCCAGUUGGCCCAGUUUGUCCACGAGGUACAAAAGAGCCCCUUUAGCAAGGACAUCAGUGUGGUCACACUGGGUUCACGGCAGAAUCUGUGCAUCAAUGAAGAAGUGCGGCGGCUGGGCAGCAUCCAGCGCAUAAAUGACCGCUGCAUGGAGAUGCAGAAAAACAAGCACGAGAAGCAUCAUCACGAAGAGGGUGUAAAACGUAAGCGAGGCCCAGCAAAGAGCGUGUGUCCCUAUAAUAAGGCUUCAGCACUGCAGCAGAUGCGAGAUGUAGUUCUGGGGGCUGUUCAUGACAUAGAGCAGCUUUUGAAGCUGGGCAGAGAAACACACUCGUGUCCUUAUUACUCUACACGUCUCGCUAUUCCCCCUGCACAGCUGGUUGUGUUACCUUAUCAAAUGGUGCUUCAUGAAGCUACAAGACGAGCAGCAGGUGUCCAGCUAAAGGGACAGGUGUUGAUCAUAGAUGAAGCUCAUAACCUUAGUGACACUCUCUCCUGUAUACACAGUGCAGAGCUCAGUGGAGCACAGCUUUGUCGUGCUCACUCCCAGCUCAGCCAGUAUGCUGACCGCUAUAAGAGCAGAUUGAAGGCAAAGAACCUGAUGUACAUUAAGCAGAUCCUGUUUGUGAUUGAGGGACUUGUUCGGGUGCUGGGAGGUAAGGUGGGGCAGAGUCCACAGAGCCAGACUACACAACCAGGAACAGAGAUGCUCACCAUCAAUAACUUUCUCUUCAAGGCUCAGAUUGACAAUAUAAAUUUGUUUAAGUUACAAAGAUACUUUGAGAAGAGCAUGAUCAGCAGGAAGCUGGGGGGUUUUGUGGAGAAGUAUGCAGGCUCAGGUGUGACUCUGCACACACACUGCAACAACAAGGAGAACCGACGCACAGAAGGCUUAAACCGCUACCUUCAGACCCUACAGAGCAACCAGAACCCUGGAACAGUUCCUUCAGCUGACCAGCAGGAGUCCGUAGAGACGGAAAAAGUCCUGUCUGCAUCUCCAAUGAUGCAAGUGGAGGGUUUCUUCAUGGCUCUCACUAACAGCAACACUGACGGCAGAGUGGUGGUGCACAAACAAGGGUCUUUGUCGGAGAGCAGCGUCAAGUUCCUUCUGUUGAAUCCGGCAGUCCACUUUGCCCAGGUGCUGAAGGAGUGCAGAGCAGUCAUCAUUGCAGGAGGAACUAUGCAGCCUGUUUCAGACUUCAAACAAGAGCUUCUGUUUUCUGCUGGGGUGGGAGAGGAGCGCAUCACUGAGUUUUCCUGUGGUCACGUAAUUCCUCCGGAGAACAUCCUUCCUCUCGUGUUGUGCAGUGGCCCGUCUGGUCAGGAGCUCGAGUUCACUUUCCAAAACAGAGACACGCCUCGAAUGAUGGAUGAGACCGGGCGCAUUCUCUCCAACAUUUGCAACGUGGUUCCCGGGGGCGUGGUGUGCUUCUUCCCUUCUUACGACUACUCGAAGAGGAUCAUUUCUCACUGGGAGGCCAGCGGUACACUUACUCGAUUGGCUAAUAAGAAGAAGAUCUUUCAGGAGCCAAAGAAGGCCAACCAGGUAGAGCAGGUGCUGAAUGAGUUUUCCCGUUGUAUCCAGAGGUGUUCUGCGGACUGCAGUGGACUCACAGGAGCAUUGUUGUUCUCUGUGGUUGGGGGAAAGAUGAGUGAGGGAAUCAAUUUCUCCGAUGAUUUGGGCAGGUGUGUAGUGAUGGUGGGAAUGCCCUAUCCAAACAUCAAAUCCCCAGAGCUGCAAGAAAAGAUGUCAUAUCUGGACAAACACCUGCCUCACAGUCAGGGGAGGAGUCCAGGACAAGCUCUAAUAGAAAACCUCUGCAUGAAGGCUGUCAAUCAGUCUAUAGGAAGAGCUAUUCGUCAUCGGGGCGAUUAUUCCUCCGUUGUGCUGUGUGACAGGCGUUACUCCCGGCCUGCUACGCUCUCUAAACUUCCCACAUGGAUUAAAGAUCGCACUACCACGCACACGACGUUUGGCCCUGCUUUUGCUGCCUUACGAAAGUUCUUCCUGGAAAAGAAGCAGAAACAAGCAUAGUUCCUCUCCCAAAGGACCCAACUAACAUCUCCCUAAUAUUCACGGAGACUUGUGUUAGGAUAAGAAAAUGAUGUGCAACUGCAAGAGGGGGGGGGAAGAGACA
This is a messenger RNA of Haplochromis burtoni (Burton's mouthbrooder), 3036 nucleotides long. RefSeq names its product DEAD/H (Asp-Glu-Ala-Asp/His) box helicase 11 (gene ddx11). The transcript has 28 exons. Gene Ontology annotation, cellular component: nucleus. The coding region runs from base 249 to 2933 and encodes 894 amino acids. The record is from RefSeq and is a predicted model, not a curated record. Gene Ontology annotation, biological process: establishment of sister chromatid cohesion; nucleobase-containing compound metabolic process. Gene Ontology annotation, molecular function: ATP binding; DNA helicase activity; hydrolase activity, acting on acid anhydrides, in phosphorus-containing anhydrides. NCBI's taxonomy places the organism in Eukaryota, Metazoa, Chordata, Actinopteri, Cichliformes, Cichlidae.